AUGCCUACAGAUCAACCCACCAUUCUUUUUGUCCCUGGUGCUUGGCAUGGGCCCGAUGGGUUUGACGCUGUUCGUGCCUCCCUGUCAUCUCGCAACUUUCCUACCGUAGCUUUAGCGCUACCAUCGAUCGGUGCUGAGCCUCCAUCUAAAGGGCUCAUGGAUGAUACCGUCUUUGUCCAGAGUGAAAUUAAAAGGCUCGUCAAUCAGGGCAAAAGGAUCGUGGUCGUCACUCACUCGUACGGUGGGAUGGUGGGUGCGGGUGCUGUGAAGGGGUUGGAGUAUGCCGAAAGACGGAAGCAAGGCAAACAUGGCGGCGUUAUCAUGCUGGUAUACAUGGCCGCAUUUGUUGCUUCGCGAGGUGACAGCCUCUUGAAAAUGUUGGGCGGUAAUUACUUGCCUUGGAUGAAAGUACAGGGAGACUACUGUACUUCGUCAAACGAGGCUCAAACAUUUUAUCAUGACAUUUCUCUGGAAGAUCAGGAAAAAUGGAUUUCCAAACUCACGCAUACCUCUCGCGCCGUUUUCGAGGAUGCUGUUAUGCAUGAGCCUUGGCACAAUCUACCUUGCAUGUAUAUAUUCUGCGAAAAGGACCAAGCCCUUCCUCUAUUUGUGCAAGAAUCCAUGGCUGGACUACUGGGAGACUAUACUCAAUUCAGAUGCGAGAGCUCCCACUCUCCAUUUUUGAGCAUGCCGGAGAAAGUAGCCGAGGGCUGCGAGCUAGCAGCGAAGGUUGGGGUGGAACAAUGUGAAGAAAAGUAA
Messenger RNA from Penicillium cosmopolitanum, 759 nucleotides. RefSeq names its product alpha/beta hydrolase. The record is from RefSeq and is a predicted model, not a curated record. The coding region runs from base 1 to 759 and encodes 252 amino acids. The transcript has 2 exons. Lineage: Eukaryota; Fungi; Ascomycota; Eurotiomycetes; Eurotiales; Aspergillaceae.